Pongo pygmaeus (Bornean orangutan) is the source of this 2250-nucleotide messenger RNA. RefSeq names its product zinc finger protein 442. The transcript is spliced from 4 exons. The record is from RefSeq and is a predicted model, not a curated record. The coding region runs from base 61 to 1806 and encodes 581 amino acids. Lineage: Eukaryota; Metazoa; Chordata; Mammalia; Primates; Hominidae. Gene Ontology annotation, molecular function: RNA polymerase II transcription regulatory region sequence-specific DNA binding; DNA-binding transcription factor activity, RNA polymerase II-specific. Gene Ontology annotation, cellular component: nucleus. Gene Ontology annotation, biological process: regulation of transcription by RNA polymerase II.
GGCUCUGUAGCUGAGAGAAGCCCUGGCAGGUCAGUGGGAGGCACUGUCACCCUGAGUCCUAUGCUGGCAGCGGGGAUCCUUGGGGAGAACCCGGGAUACCGCGGAAGCUGGGAAAUGGAUUCAGUAGCCUUUGAGGAUGUGGCCGUGAACUUCACCCGGGAAGAGUGGGCUUUGCUGGGUCCAUCACAGAAGAGUCUGUACAGAGAUGUGAUAUGGGAAACCAUUAGGAAACUGGACUGUAUAGGAAUGAAAUGGGAAGACACAAACAUUGAAGAUCAGCACAAAAAUCCCAGGAGGAGCCUAAGAUGUCAUAUUGUAGAGAGAUUCAGUGAAAGUAGCCAGAUUCCAGAUAGUACCGUGAAUGAAAAAACUCCUGGAGUAGAUCCAUGUAAAAGCAGUGUGCGUGGAGAAGUCAUCAUGGGUUGUUCAUUCCUUAAUUGCUAUAUCACAUUUGAUGCUGGACACAAACCAGUUGAGUGUCAGGAAUAUGGAGAGAAGCCACAUACACAUAAACAAUGUGGGACAGCCUUCAAUUAUCACCACUCCUUUCAAACACAGGAAAGACCUCACACUGGAAAGAAACGCUAUGAUUGUAAGGAAUGUGGGAAAACCUUCAGUUCUUCGGGAAACCUUCGAAGACACAUAAUAGUACAACGUGGAGGUGGACCUUAUAUAUGUAAGUUGUGUGGGAAAGCCUUUUUUUGGCCUAGUUUAUUUCGUAUGCAUGAAAGAACUCACAUUGGAGAGAAACCGUAUGAAUGUAAGCAGUGUUCUAAAGCCUUCCCUAUUUACAAUUCCUAUCUAAGACAUGAAAGAACACACACUGGGGAGAAACCAUAUGAAUGCAAGCACUGUUCUAAAGCCUUCCCUGAUUACAGUUCCUAUGUAAGACAUGAAAGAACUCACACUGGAGAAAAACCCUAUAAAUGUAAACAGUGUGGAAGAGCCUUCAGUGUUUCCAGUUCUCUUCAAAUACAUGAAAGAACUCAUACUGGAGAGAAACCCUAUGAAUGUAAGCAAUGUGGGAAAGCAUUUCAUCAUCUGGGAAGCUUUCAAAGACACAUGAUAAGGCACACUGGAAAUGGACCUCAUAAAUGUAAGAUAUGUGGGAAAGGCUUUGAUUGUCCUAGUUCACUGCAAAGUCAUGAAAGAACUCACACUGGAGAGAAACCCUAUGAAUGCAAGCAGUGUGGGAAAGCGUUAUCUCAUCGCUCAAGCUUUCGAAGUCAUAUGAUAAUGCACACUGGAGAUGGACCUCAUAAAUGCAAGGUAUGUGGGAAAGCCUUCAUUUAUCCCAGUGUAUUUCAAAGACAUGAAAGGACUCAUACUGGUGAGAAACCCUAUGAUUGUAAAGAAUGUGGUAAAGCCUUCCGUAUUUCUAGUUCUCUUCGAAGACAUGAAACAACUCACAGUGGAGAGAAACCCUAUAAAUGUAAAUGUGGGAAAGCCUUUAUUGAUUUCUAUUCCUUUCAAAAUCACGAAACAACUUACACUGGAGAGAAGCCAUAUGAGUGUAAGGAAUGUGGGAAGGCAUUCAGUUGUUUCACAUACCUUUCUCAACAUAGAAGGACUCACACAGCUGGAAAACCUUAUGAGUGUAAAACAUGUAGGAAAGCCUUCAGUCAUUUUGGUAACUUAAAAGUCCAUGAAAGGAUUCACACUGGAGAGAAGCCGUAUGAAUGUAAGGAAUGCAGGAAAGCAUUCUCUUGGCUCACUUGCCUUCUACGACAUGAAAGAGUUCACACUGGAAAGAAAUAUGAAUGUCAACAAUGCGGUAAAGCCUUCACUCGUUCUCGUUUCAUUUGAGGACAUGAAAGGAUUCACACUGGAGAGAAGAUGCAUGAAUGUAAGGAAUGUGGGAAGGCACUGAGUUCUCUCAGUUCCUUGCAUAGAUAUAAAAGGACUCACUGGAGAGAUACUCUAUAAAUGUGGGAAAGCAUUCAUUAAUUUUAUUUCAUUUCAAAAAUGUGAAAGAAAUCACAUAGGAGAUAAGCCUCAUGAAUGCAAACAAAUGGUAAAGCCUUAAGAUGUUUCUUUUGAAUAUGGUUAUCCCCUAACCAUAUGCAGGAGAUUGGUUCCAGACCCCCUAAGCAUACCUAAAUCCACAGAUGCUGUGUCCCUUUUAUAAAAUGACAUUUGCAUGUCACCUAUCCACAUCCUCCUGCAUCCCGUAAAUUAUGCCUAGAUUACUUAAUUUUUCACCAACCCAAAGCUUUUGUAAAAGUAAAAAUAAAAAGUAGGUUACUAAAA